UAUUGUUAUUGUAAAACGUUUUCGAGAUUUUAGUAAUGCAAUAAUAGGGGAAGGAGGUAGUUGAUCCCGAUUGCCUCGUAAAUUUGAAUAAACUUAGGAUCUGAUUGAUAUAGCAUGAAAGUAACUUAUAAAUAGAGUGGAUUAUCUGGCUUUGUUAAAAUUUCGUUCUUUAGAUUUUCUCUAAGUUAUACAGAAGUACCAAGAAAGUAAUAAACAAUGGUUAAAUUCUUGACAGUCGCUACUGGUUUCUCAAUCCUUGCUAGCUUAGUUCAAGCUGCGCCAAGAAGUUACUCCAGCACUAAGAAAUCAGGAUUUGUAUUCAACACGGAUCCUGAAUACAGCGUUGUCAGUUGUGAUAACUUUGUAUAUGGACCUUACAGUUCGUGGUCAUGUCACAAUGCUACUGCUAUACCAGCCUACGAUUCUUGUUGUUUUGAAAACUGGGGUAUUCUCAUGUCAACUCAAUUCUGGGACUUCAAUCAAACUUUAUUAGAUGUUGUCAAUGCCAAUGAUUCAAAUGUAAUCGAUGAGCUCGAAGAAUAUUAUACUGCUAUUCAAUAUGCUCAAGGUGAUCCUAGAACAACUUUCACUAUUCAUGGUUUAUGGAAUGACUUAUGUGAUGGAUCCUACAAUCAAUACUGUAAUUCAUCCUUGGAAAUCAGUGAUGCAAAUGAUAAUAUCACUCAUGUUAUUGUGGAUACUUUUGAUGAACCAGAGUUAUUUGAUACAAUGAUCAAGUAUUGGGUCAAUAAUGUUAUUUCAAAUGUUCCAAAUGGUGGUUCGAUCUCACUUUGGGAACAUGAAUACAAUAAGCAUGGAACUUGUAUGAAUACUUUAUUACCAGAAUGCUUCACCGGAGAAUAUACCAAGUUCGAAAACACAGUUCAAUUCUACAAGAAGGUUGUAGAGAUUUGGAAGACUUAUCCAACCUAUCAAUUUUUAUUAGCUGAAGGUAUUGUUCCUACUCUUAAGAAACAAUAUGAAUUAAGAGAUGUGCAAAAGGCUUUAGCUGAUAACAAUGAUGGUUUCCAAGUCUAUGUCGGAUGUAUCAAUGGAACCAUUGAUGAAAUCUGGUACUACAACAACUUGAAGGGUAAUGUGUUGACUGGUGAAUAUAGACCAAUCGAUACUUUGACUAAUUCAACCUGUCCAGACAAAGUUUGGUACUUGCCAAAGUAAGCGCUUUCAAGUAGCACUAAAAGUUUUCUUAUAGUUUCCACUUUUUUACUAGAUCUUAAUUUUUCUAUCAGUCUGAUAGGUUAAUCGUUACUAUGUUUUGAAUAAAAUUUCUGUUAUUUAUAGUUUUAAUAUAUUUGCUUUCGAAAACUUUGCAGCAAAAGAAAUAUUUUUU
Messenger RNA from Scheffersomyces amazonensis, 1351 nucleotides. It is a transcript of the gene RBT7, whose product is annotated as Rbt7p. The record is from RefSeq and is a predicted model, not a curated record. Bases 217 to 1179 code for a protein of 320 amino acids. The transcript has a single exon. Gene Ontology annotation, biological process: RNA catabolic process. NCBI's taxonomy places the organism in Eukaryota, Fungi, Ascomycota, Pichiomycetes, Serinales, Debaryomycetaceae. Gene Ontology annotation, molecular function: ribonuclease T2 activity; RNA binding. Gene Ontology annotation, cellular component: extracellular region.